Carcharodon carcharias (great white shark) is the source of this 3441-nucleotide messenger RNA. RefSeq names its product polymerase (DNA-directed), delta 3, accessory subunit (gene pold3). Gene Ontology annotation, molecular function: DNA-directed DNA polymerase activity. NCBI's taxonomy places the organism in Eukaryota, Metazoa, Chordata, Chondrichthyes, Lamniformes, Lamnidae. The coding region runs from base 54 to 1610 and encodes 518 amino acids. Gene Ontology annotation, biological process: DNA replication; nucleotide-excision repair, DNA gap filling; DNA strand elongation involved in DNA replication. The transcript is spliced from 12 exons. The record is from RefSeq and is a predicted model, not a curated record. Gene Ontology annotation, cellular component: nucleus; delta DNA polymerase complex.
CCCGCCUCCUCUCUCCCGGUGACCCUUCACCCCGCUUUCGCGCCACCGUCGCUAUGGAGGAGCUCGAGCUUCAGGUGGAGAACAUCGAGGAGCUGGUGGCAGAUGAGAACCGGAUUGUCACCUACAAGAUGCUGAGCCAGUUCCUGGGCAUUCAUGUCAACCAGGCGAAACAGAUGCUUUAUUACUAUGUAGAGCGAAAGCGGAAGGAAAAUUCUGGAGCCCAGCUCCAUGUGACCUAUCUCGUGUCUGGGAAAGCAGUUGAAAAUGGGACUUCGUGUCACAAGGUAGCGGUGGUGAGAGAGGAUCAGCUGGAAGCACUGAAGCUGAAAAUGUUGGUGACUGCCAGUGUCCACGUUUACAGCAUUCAGAAGGCAAUGCUGAAGGAUAGUAGCCCCCUCUUCAACACCGAUUACGAAGCAAUCAAGGAAAAUCUGCAAAACAGUAAUAAAUACAGUGCCAUUCGAUGUGAGGAUGCUGUUCCUCGGUCAGCUGAGGAGUUGGCUCAGCUGCAGAAGUCGGUGCAGCAGUCCUCUCGGAGUUCAAGUGAGGCGACGAGCACCAGCAAGCCUAUGGUGAAUGGCAAUGCGCCCGUGGCUCCUAAGAAUGUUCCGCCACAACCCAAGGGAAUCAUGGGGAUGUUCUCCGCCAAACCCUCCGCCAAGUCACAGGACAAAGAGGUGAAAGGGGAGCCAGAUCUGGCAAAAGACGGGGAGAAUGCUGUAAGUGUUCGACAGAUGGCUCCUUCAGGCAGUAAAACAGCAAGCAAAGGAAACAGCUUCAGCAACUUUUUCCUGAAAGCCAGUGCUAAGAAAGGUUCACCCCCAUCCAACCGAGCCACCAAGGAAGAAGACCCUCCGACCAAACCCGUUGCGGAAUCCCCAGAGAAAGUGGAGACCCCUGAGGUGGGACAGUAUAAUGUGAAACCUGCUUCAGAGAAAGGGGGAGAUGAAGAAAGCGAGGUUGCAGCACAGAAGCCACAAGCCGAGGCACAGAAGGAGAAAACCCUGGCAAAGAAUGAAGCGGUAGACAAGCAGCAAAAAGACAGACCGAGCAGCCAGAAAACCAAACGUAAUGCAACAUUGGCCAGUCAAGGGGAGGAGCCUUGUAACAAACGACGGAGGAGGAUCAGACAGCCUCAGUCAGACAGUAGCGAUGACGAAGUAAUCCCAGACUCUCCUGAAGCUUUUGAUAUAAAGACUCCAUCACCACCCCCUGAAGAGCCAGUCAAGGAAGAAGAUAGGUCACCUCAGUGCCUUUCAGAUGUUGAGGUUAAGCCAACGUGUUGGGAAAGUGCAGACAGAGCUGAGAAGGCAGUGGGAGUGAAACGGAGGAAACGACGACGAGUUCUCAAAUCCAAGACCUUUCUGGAUGAAGAUGGCGCUAUGGUGACCGAAAAGGUUUACCAGAGUGAGUCGUGCACUGACAGCGAGAGCGAAUUUGCAGCCAAGCAACAAGAGUCGAAAAAUCUCUCGGGGCCCAAAGCAGCCGGCAUGAAGAGCAUGGCAGGCGGCAAAGACCAUCCAAAGGAGCAGAAGGAGAAGAAAGCAGCAGCCUCCAACAGGGCAGGCAAGCAGGCAUCCAUCAUGGGAUUCUUCAAAAAGGCCACCUAGUUCCAGCUUUCAUCAUGUUGACCCAGGCUCUCUCACCCAGUAUAUCAUGUGCAUCAUCAAUCAUCGUGGACAGACAUUGAGAACUAAAUGGGAGUUCAGAACAGCUAACCGUAGACACUCAAUGUACUUAAAAUAUAAAUUAAUGGUGAACGGUCUAAAGGAAACUUGGUGCUGGACAAAUCAAAUGUUUGGGAAAGGUCACCUUAGACCAAGAGAUGCAGUUCACAUACUCGAAUCAGAGUGAAGUUACCUCUAGAGACUGUUUAACAUUGCACAUUUAAACAUCACGUAUUGUCAGGAGUCUAUUCUCCCUCACUUUUCCGAGAGUAAUCUUCAAACUUUGUUCUAUACCCUUCUUCUUGGUCGCUCACAGGGGUGAUACCUACUAUCUAGACUCUUUUCAAAUAGCGUUUCAAAUGCAAAUCUGAGUAUGCAUGAUAGCUACAGAACUAUGGUGUUGAGCUUUAACCAUCUCACUGGCUGAGUCUGUUUCAGCUGAAAAUGUUAAAGUUUGUUUCCUUCUCUCCUGGUUUCAAAGUGCAGUUGGUUUCGUAAAAGAAAAAAGUAGUGCCUGCUUGUGAAAUGUUUCAGUAGGGUUGAAGUCUCUUCAUUCAGGAGGAUAAGCUUCUUUACUUUGCAUGCUGCCUGGGGCUCUGUGCUGUUACAUGUGUUACUGAUGUACUUUACUGCCUUACACAUUGUUUUGUAUCAUUCGUGGAAUAUCCUCAAUAGCCCUGUAAAGUCUUAGAAGCAGGUCAUGGGACUGCUUUUAAGAAUCAUUUCAGGAACGUUCCUCCUCCUCCUCCCCAAGUUUGACACUGGGUACAGACUCACAGUCACACAAUGACCCAUGUCUAUCUUCCUCCUCUGUGUGAGCAGGGGUAGUGAAUGUCUACAGAUUGUAAAGGGCAUCACAGUGUUGUGCAUUUUGGACAAAUCACUGGGCAGUGAGUGCAAGUGCAGACACGGUUGAUUUAAUUUCAUUUCCCUUCAUUAGGCACUAAGGCCACCCCACUUACUGCCCCAGGUAAUAAGUUAACAACGACACACACACCCCCCCCCCCCCGAUCAAAUGCUGAGGUUCAACCUAGUCUGUACAACUCCCGUGUCAGCACCAGAUGGUUACAUUUAUCUAUUGAGAUCCCCUCCAAGCGAGCUAUAAGAAAUGUUUUCAAAUACAUAUUGACUGUAUUCAGAUAAUUGCAGACAAUUCUCAAUCACGAGAGGUUGUUAAGUUUGAGUCCUCAUCUUGGUACACUUAGCUGCCUGAAUUAGAGCAAUUCAUCCUGACUCUCAACCAUGUCUGUGCAUUCCAGCGCUGGGAUGGGAUACAGUGGACUGGUAUUGAUCACCAACUCUGCUGUUGUCUCAGCAGCCAAGAAGCGACAAUGGGAAUUGUGAAAACUGGAUGUGGCCCCAAGGAGCGGGGUGCAUAUCUGUAAAUGAGCAGUUCUUGGGGUUAUUUCCAUUUUUUUCUUAUUUAUCAUAUUUCUCCGGGGCUAGGUGUAGACUGAGGGUGCCCAAACUUUGAGAUGAUCCAAGCAUCUAGUGAAAUUCGUGCAAAUAACCAGCCUUGCAUGGAUCUGGGAUACCUGUCCCUCCCCUCACCAGUCUGUCACCAGACAGAUAUAGCUAUGGGCGUGCGACUUUAAGAAUUCAUUUCAUUUGUAUUUUAGGCUUUGUAAACAGAACUGGGCUAGCUGGGGGUUGGGUGGAGGGGGUGGUUGUUGUCGGGUUGAGUUGGGAGAAUGUUCAAGAUUUUUGAAUAGCCCUAUGAACCAUUUUCUGUUUAAAAUUUACGAUAUGUGAAUAAAAGUUAUUUUUAAAUAAA